This is a messenger RNA of Cladocopium goreaui, 624 nucleotides long. NCBI's taxonomy places the organism in Eukaryota, Dinophyceae, Suessiales, Symbiodiniaceae. The record is from the annotation of a GenBank genome assembly.
AUGCCCAUGCAGACAAACUGCAAACAUCAGGGACGACCAUUGGCAACCUUGACCGCCAACAGCCACGACAAAUCUGCCGUGCUCAGUUUCCCAGCUUGCUGCAUGAUGCGACGGCGUUUUUUCUCCUGCGCCCGGCACAGACAAUUUGCUGCAAACAAGCUAGCAUUGAUCAAGACAGGACAUUAUACCAUGUCUGAUGGCCACCAGUCUAUGUCCUGGCUCUUCACCUCUCGGGUUGCUUGCGCCAACUGCCGCUUCAGCGCCUGUCGCGCUGCUUUCAAAUCUGCCAAACGGUCUGCCGGCGGCGCAACGGCCGCAACAUCAGCAGGUGCUGCUUCUGACGACAUGGCUUCGCAGCAAGUGCGUCAAGGUGAGGGUCACCCAGGGCAAGUUCCUUCUGGCCAAAAGCUUGCAGUGGCCCUGCGGCAGCUGGCAGAACGGAAAGGUGUAGCAAUGAGUGCCAUUCGUCAAGCCAUUGCCUUCGCACAUGGCCCCUUUGUGCAGGCAACGGAGGCGGACGCCAUACGCUUGCACGAUGACAUCAGCAGCUACACAGGUACUCAUGUUCAUGGUGGUCCUGAGUCCGGUGCUUUGGGCUUAGGCACCGUGAACUUGUGGCGAUGA